Molecule: messenger RNA, 1082 nt
Organism: Trichogramma pretiosum
Lineage: Eukaryota; Metazoa; Arthropoda; Insecta; Hymenoptera; Trichogrammatidae
Exons: 3
Coding region: 424-732 (102 amino acids)
Biological process (GO): mitochondrial respirasome assembly
Cellular component (GO): mitochondrion
Source: RefSeq, a predicted model, not a curated record
AGAUGUUACGUCAUUUGCAAUACAUUUUUUUCCGAGUCGAUCGUCGUCAGUCAUGAUCGCACGCGCAUCGCGUGUACGAAGAAGAGAGGGGCAACGACGAACCCCAGUUCGCAAAUCGUCAUGUGGCUUAGCAGAAGUCCUAAAGCAGCAGAACUCUGAAUUACCAAGUCGCGAGCGCGAGUCAAGUCCGCGCAAGUAUAGUAUACCCAUUAUAUUCACCGUUGGACCUCCAUCGAGUCGUGAGAAUUAUAAGUACAGAUUUAUCAUCAUUAACAGAUCAAUUUGGACCCUGUCACUGUGUCUGAUCUGUUGAACAAAAUCUACGCGAGUUUCUAUUGUUGUCGAUUGCUCAUCAACUUUUGACGCUUGUAGAUCACUGCUAUUGAAAAAAACGUUUUAGCAGAUAUUCAGAAAAGCUCAAUCAUGGACCGCAAACCUACUGAAUUUGAAAGUUCUUAUAAUGAAGAAAGUAUUGGAUCAGGAUUGCUUCGUAGUAUGCAACAAAAACCUUUGGCUUAUAUUGGUCUACUUGGAAUGGUUGGUGCUUGUUCUUAUGGAUACAUGCGUUAUAAAACAAGAGGAGUUCUACAUUCGACUUCCUUAUUUUUAAUGCAACUUCGAGUUGGUGCUCAAGCCAUGGUUGUUGGUACUAUAUCAAUAGGCAUGGUUUAUAAUGCAGUAAAUCAGUAUAAUUUAAGAAAAGAAAAACAGCGCCUUAAAAAUGCUGAAUAGUUAAAAUUUAAUGUUGUUACAUUUUUACCCAAAAUGAAUCAUGCUGAUUUGUAUUUUCUAUGAAAAUUGAACUGCAUGUACAAAUGUAUUAGAUGGAAAAAUUUGGAACUGUGAUUUUCCAUGAAGAGUAAAUCGUUAACUUGAGUGUUGUAUGCUUGUAUGCUUAAUAAUGAAAUUAAUUUUAUCAAUAUCUUAUAUGCUAAUAAUUUUUCUUAUACUUAAAUAAUCACGUGAAUAAUUUAUCUGCUCAUUGUAAAAAACUGUAAAUAUAGACAAGUGUGUAAAGCAAUAUACUGGUGAUAUUGCUAUGGAAAUUUCUAUCCAAUAAAUAUUCUCAUUUCGGUACAAUU